AUGGGAGCCUUGGGCAGGCGUGCCUGGAGCGCCCCAGCUAGACGCAGCAGUGCAGGAGAACGGAAUGGAGGCAGAGGCAGAAGGAGUAGUGGUGUCCUUUCCGUUCUCCCUCUUCCCGUCCUCAUCCUUCCCUUUCCAUCCGCCCACCCCGCACCUCCUCCCCCUCCACUCCCCACUCGCCCCCGCUUCCCCCAUUCCACAGGAAUGCCUGGGGCGGAGCAGCUAGACGCAGCAGUGCAGGAGAACGGAAUAGAGGCAGAGGCAAAAGCAGUAGUAGCAUUCCUGCUGAUCUCCCUCUUCCCGCCCUCAUCCUUCCCCUUCCCUCUCCCCAUCUUCCUCCCCACCUUCCCCUCGCCCCCAGGAGUGCCCGGGGCGGAGCAGCUAGACGCAGCAGUGCAGGAGAACGGAAUAGAGGCAGAGGCAGAAGGAGUAGUGGUCUUUUUCGAUGUGCUCAUGGCGGUUCUAGAUCAAUACUUGGGGAACAGACUUGGGAGUAAAGGGGAACCGGGCGAUUGGGCGAGUGGGAGUGGAGAGGAGAGUGGGAGUGGUGGUGGGAGUGAGGAGGAAAGUGGGAGUGAGAGAGGGAGUGAGAGGGGGAGUGAGGGGGAGAGUGAGAGUGAGAGAGGGAGAGAAAGCGGGAGUGGGAGCGUGGAGGAGAGAGGGAGCGGGAGUAGGAGUGGGAGUGGGAGUGGGAGUGAGAGGGGAAGUGAGAGAGGGAGUGAUAGUGGGAGUGAUGUGCCCGUGGGAGCAAUGGUGGGAGAUGAAGACGAGGGAGAAGGGGAGUAUGGGUAUGAAUAUGAAGGGGAGCGAUCAGGGGAGGAGGAUGUGUCAGAUGGUGGGGAGGGGAGUGAGGGAGAUUUGGAUGAGGAGGAGGUGAGUCGAGAGGAAUUGAGCGAAGAGGGAUCGAGUGAAGAGGAAAUGAGGGAUGAGGAAAUGAGGGAUGAGGAAGGGAGUGAGAGAGAUUUGAGUGAGGAGGAUUUGAGGGAUGAGGAAGGGAGUGAGAGAGAUUUGAGUGAGGAGGAUUUGAGGGAUGAGGAAGGGAGUGAGAGAGAUUUGAGUGAGGAGGAAAUGAGGGAUGAGGAAAGGAGUGAGAGAGAUUUGAGUGAGGAGGAAAUGAGGGAUGAGGAAAGGAGUGAGAGAGAUUUGAGUGGGGAGAGUGUGAGUGAGGAGGAAUACGAUCCUGAUAGGCAAGGGGGUGAGGAGGAGGAGGAGGAGGAGGUGGACAGAAGUGGCAGUUUUGAUGGUGAUGUGCAGGAGAGUGGGGAUGGGUACGACUCGGAGGAGUAUGCUGCUGCAGGGAGAGGGGCCGAGGAGCAUGGGGAUGGGGAUGGGCAUGGGGAUGGGGAUGGGGAUGGGGAUGGGGACUCGGACGGGGAUGGGGAUGGGGACUCGGACGGGGAUGGGCGUGGGAGUGAGGCGGAGGAACUGGAGGGGGAUGAUGAUGCAGAGUAUGCGAGUGAGAGUCGGAGUCACAGUGUUGGGGGUAGCGCUGCUGACAGUGCCAGUGAGAGAGGUGGUGAGAGUGGUAGUGAGAUUGGCAGUCGCAGUGGCAGUAGCAGGAGCGGCAGCGGCAGCGGUGGCAGCAGAGGGAGUGAGGAUGGAGGGGGUGGGAGUGAGGGUGGUGAUUAUAGGGAUGAUCCGCCUGGGGAUGAUGGUGUUUAUAGUGAUGAGGAUGAUGAUGGUGGGAGUGAUGAUGAUGGGAGUGAUGGUAGUGAUGAUGUUCCUAUUGCUCGGCCAGGGGACAUGGAUGGUCAAGGCGACUGGUCCCGUGGAGGUGAGUCACAAGGAGAGGAUGAUGUGUCACAUGGGGAGGAUGAGGAGUCGCAGGAGGAGGAUGACGUGUCACAUGAUGAGUCACAAGGAAUGGAUGACGUGUCACAUGGGGAGGAUGAGUUGUCACAUGGGGAGGAUGACGUGUCACACAGAGAGGAUGACGAAUCACAUGAUGAGUCACGCGGGGAGGAUGACGUGUCACAUGGUGAUGAGCAGAACGUGCAUGGUGAUGCUGAGCUGUAUGGGGAUGACCAUGAUUCACGUAGUGGUAGCUAUGACUCGCAUGGGGAUGAGCAGCCGUUUACAUCAGGCCCUGUGUCUGCAUCAGCAUCAGAAUUGGAUGCAGAAUCGCAAGGCACGGGAUCAGAGCAGGAUUUAGGUCUGAAUCGCGAUUUGGAGUCAGAGCAAGAUUUGGGUUCGGAGCAAGAUUUGGGUUCGGAACAGGAUUUGCGGUCGGAGCAAGAUUUAGGUUUGGAAUCGGAAGAGGAGACAGGUUUAGGACAAGAUAGGGGUUCGGAAGAAGUGACGGGAUCGGAACAGGAUAUGGGGUCGGAGCAGGAUUUGGGAUCGGAGCAUGAUAGGGAAUCAGAUGAGGAGGUGGGAUCGGAGGAUGAUUUGCCGCGCGACCUGGUUCCAGAAGCACGCAUGGGAUCAGAGCACGGUACAGAAUCGGAACAGGAUAUGGGGCCGGAGCAGGAUAUGAGAUCGGAAGAAGAUACGGGGUCGCAGCAUGAAAUGGGAUCGCAAGACGGCAUGGAAUCGGAAGAAGAUAUGGGAUCGGAGGUAGAAGGGUCGGAGGGACACAUGGGUUCUCAACUGGGUGGAAGCUCGGAAGAGGAUUUGGGAUCGGAACAUGAUGAAGGAUCGGAAGAGGAUAUGGGAUCGGAGGGAGAACUGGGGUCGGAGGAAGAGUCGGAUGAUGAUGCUGAUAUAGUUGUGGCAGCAGCGGCAGUGGUGGGCGACAGUCGGGAGUAUGGUGAUGGGAUGGAAUCGGAACAGGAUAUGGUAUCAGAGGGAGGCACGGGGCCGGAGGGAGAGUCGGAUGAUGAUGCAGUGGUGGCAUCAGCAGCAGUGAUGGGCGACAGUCGGGAGUAUGGUGGUGGGAUGGCAUCGGAACAGGAUCAGGACAUGGGAUCAGAGGGAGACACGGGGUCGGAACAAGAGUCGGAUGAUGAUGCUGUGGUGGCAGCAGCAGCAAUGAUAGGAGACAGUCAGGAGUAUGGUGAUGGAAUGAUAUCGGAACAGGAUAUGGGAUCAGAGGGAGACUUGGGGUCGGAGGGAGAGUCGGAUGAUGAUGCAGUGGUGGCAUCAGCAGCAGUGAUGGGCGACAGUCGGGAGUAUGGUGAUGGAAUGGAAUCUGAAAGGGGUGGAUCAGAGGGAGACAUGGUAUCAGAUGGAGACAUGGUGUCGGAACAAGAGUCGGAUGAUGAUGCAGUGGUGGCAGCAGCAGCAGUGGUGGGAGUGGGAGACAGUCGGGAGUAUGGUGAUGGGAUGGAGGUGGAGGGGGGUGUGCGGCAAGAGGGUAUGGGGUCGGAGCAUGAUGAAGGAUCGGAAGAGGAUAUGGGAUCAGAGGGAGAACGAUCGGAGGAAGAGUCAGAUGAUGAUGCGGUGGUGGCAUCAGCAGUGGUGGGAGACAGUCGGGGGCACGGUACAGGGUCAGAGCAUGAUGAAGGGUCGGAAGAGUCAGAUGAUGAGGCAGUGGUGGCAUCAGCAGCAGUGGUGGGAGACAGUCGGGAGUAUGGUGAUGGGAUGGAGAGGGGGGACGGAGAAGAGCAAGAGGAGGACGAGGAGGAGGUGGAGGAGGAAGAUGAGGAGGAGGGAUGGGACAAGAGCAACGAGGGGGAGUGGCAGUUGGAUCAGGGGCAAUACGACCAGUCGCAGCAGGAGGGUCAUACGGCCAUCUCUCGCUCUUCCUCUCACUCUUCCUCUCACUCUCACUCCCUCUCUCAUUCUCGCUCUCAUUCUCGCUCUCCCUCUCGCUCACCUGCUCACUCUCCCUCUCGCUCCCCCUCUCGCUCCCCUCUGUCUGCUUCCUCUGCCGCCUCUGAUUCCUCAGCUGACGAUGAAUCUGUUCCCGUGGCCUCUCACUUGCCUUUUGAGACUCCUCAAAAGCCUUCAUCUCCUGACAGAAAAAGUGCCUCAUCUGACGACGAUUCUGUUCCCCUGGCCUCUCAGUUGGCUUCUGAGGCGCCUCAAAAGCCAUCCUCCGAUUCCUCGUCUGAUGAUGAAGACUCUGUUCCCGUAGCCUCUCAGCUCGCCUCCUCCUCUCUCCCUCCUGCCACUGCCGCACCAUCACAACAGCUCCUUUCUCACCCGCAUCAAGAACCAGAAACUUCCGUCACACCUGCCUCUGUCCCCCUUGCUGCUGAGACUCCUGCAGGCGAGGGGGCUUACAGUGGGGAAUCGGCAGUGGGGAGCUUACAAGGGCAGGUGGGGAGAGAGUAUGGGGGUGAGGGGCGGUUGGGGGAACGGGCAGAUGAUGGGGGCAUGAGGGAGCAGCUAAGGGACUCUAUGAGUGUUGAGGGAAGGUUGAGUGGGGCGAGAGGGAGUGGGGAGGGAUCAGCAGCCGUGGCAGGAGGGGCAGUGGAAGCAGUGGCGAAAGGAGGCGAUGGGGGGUUUGAGAGGGGUAAAGAUGGGAGCGUGGGAAGUGGAGAGAUGGAGUAUGGUUACGAGGAGUGGAGAGAUGAGGAAACACCGAGGCAGAGAGAGGAGGAGCAAGAGGAGGUUGUUGUGGGAGGUGAGAGCAAGUCUGUUUUGGAGUCUGAGUCGAGUCAUGAACAGCAAGUGGUUGCUGCGGGGGUUGAGGAGAAGGGUGAAGCAGAGAAAAUCGACGAAGCAGAGAUGGGCAAGGCAGGGGACAAGGGCGAAGCAGGGGAGGAGGGCAAAACAGACGGGAACAGGGAGGAAGAAAGGGAGGAAGGCAACGUGGAGGGAAGCGAGAGCAAGGAAGUGGAUAGGGAUAGGGAUAGGGAUGUGGUGGUGGUUGUUGGUGUGGACAUGGCAGGGCAAGAGUGGGAGGCGCAGGGAUUGAGGAAUGAGAGGGAAACCGUAGCACAGGGGAAUUCAGGAGGUAGCAGGCUGGAGGUGAGGGAGCAGAGGCAGCAGAGGGAGGAUGGAGAAGGGAUGGAAGGCAGCAGUCGGGAGGAUGGGGUGGAUGGUGAUGGGGAGAGGGAGGGUGUGAGGGAGCGAGCUGGAAGUGAAAGGGUGGAAGGGAGUGAGGGGAUGGAGAGGGGGAGUGUGGAUGAGGAGGGAGCUUAUGAGAGGCAACAACAGCAUUGGAACGAGCAGUGGAGAGAGAAGGGGAGUGAGGAGGGGAGUGAGAAAGGGAGCGAGGAGGGGAGGGAGGAGGGGAGCGAGAAGGGAAGUGAGGAGGAGAGUGAUGAUGAUGUGGUGAUGGCAGCAGCAGCAGGGGGGGGGAGUGAUGGUGAUGGUGAUGGUGAUGUUGAUGUGGUGAUGGCAGCAGCAGCAGGGGGGGGGAGUGAUGGUGAUGGUGAUGGUGAUGUUGAUGUGGUGAUGGCAGCAGCAGCAGGGGGGGGGAGUGAUGGUGAUGGUGAUGGUGAUGGUGAUGUUGAUGUGGUGAUGGCAGCAGCAGUGGUGGAGGAAAGUGAUGGAGAGUCGGGAGACGAGGGGAGAGAGGAGGGUAGCCUGAGGGAGGUGGAUGGUGCGGAAGGUAGGAAAAGGAUUUGUGAGUGGGGGAGUGAGAGAGGGAGUGCGAGCGGGAGUGAGAGGGAGUGGGAGGGAAUCGAUGCAGUUCGAGAACGGGGGCAGCAAUGGGGAGAGGAGGAGAGUGAGCCUGGUGAUAUGGACGAGAUGGAAGCGGAAGGGAGAAGUGAAGGGGGAAGUGAGACGGGGAGUGAGCAGAGGAGUGGAGGAGAAAGUGAGGAGGGAAGUGAGGAGGGAAGUGAGAAGGGAAGUGAGAAGGAGAGUGAGGAGGGGAGUGAGGAGGGGAGUGAGGAGGGGAGUGGGGAGGAAAGAGAGGAUGGUGAUGUGUAUGCAUUGGAGGAUGAGCAGAGAAGCGAGGGGGGGAGUGAGAGUAGAGGGGGACGUGAUGAGGUUGAUGACAGAGAUGGGUUUGAGAGAGGAAGUGAGAGUGGGAGUGAGAGAGGGAGUGAGGGUGGGAGUGAGGCGGAGAGCGAUCGGGAGAGUGUGGAAGGGAGUGUGAGAGAGAGCAGUGAGGAUGCAAGAAGUGAGGAGGAGAGGAAUGAGGAGAGGAGUGAGGAGGGGAGCGAGGAGUGGAAGGGAGACACUGCAGAGUUGGAGGGGAGGGAGGGAAGGGAUGACGAGGAGGAUGAGGACAAUAGCAGAAGUGGGAGUGAUUCUUCGGGAGGGGAAGAGGAGGCGGAAGGGGAAGGAGAAGAGGAGGAGAGAAGAGGAGGCAGUGAGUUUGGGGAGAGGAGUGGAUCAGAGAGUGGGCGUUCGGAGGAGGAGUAUGGUUCGAGAGUGGAGGGUGCAGAGAGGGAGGAUUCGCGUGUGUGGGAGCAAGGGGAGGAAGAUUCGCGUGUGUGGGAGCAAGGGGAGGAAGAUUCGCGUGUGUGGGAAGGGGAGGAUUCGCGUGUGUGGGAGCAGGAGUCAGGGGAUGAAGCUUCGGAGAAAGAAGGUUCUGAGAGGGGCUCUAUUGCUGAGGGGUCAGAGGACGGGGUUGGGAAUGGGGAUUUGGAUAGUAUGAGUGAAACUGAAGGAUCAGAGGGGAUGGGGGUGGAGGAGAGGGUGGAGGGAGGAGGUGGAUUGGAGGCUGGGGAGAGAGAUGAAGAGGAUGAAAGAUUGGAAGAAGAGAGAUCAGAGGAUGAGAGAUCAGAAGAGGAGAGAUCAGAAGAGGAGAGAUCAGAAGAGGAGAUAUCAGAAGAGGAGAUAUCAGAAGAGGAGAUAUCAGAAGAAGAGAGAUCAGAAGAGGAGAUAUCAGAAGAGGAGAUAUCAGAAGAAGAGAGAUCAGAAGGAGGGGAAGCGGAUGGAGUGUGGGCAGUGGAAGGGGAGGAGGAGGAGGAGCAGCGAGAGCAAGAGGAGGAGACAGAUGAGGAGGAAAAUCAGGAAUCAGGGGACGAUGGGAGAUUAAAAGAGCUGGAGAGUGGGAGGAGGUGGGAUGGGAAAGAGAGAAACGAAGGGAGUGAGGGGAGUGAGGGAGGAGAGGAGAGUGAGGGUAGCGAAGAGGAGUUUGAGCAAGUGAGGGAGGAGUCGAGAGAGUGGGAGGGGGAAGGUGUUGAUGGGGGUACAGGAGAGUGGAGGGAUGAAAGUGGAAGGUUUGAUUGUGCUUUGAGUGGUAGGAGUGAUGGGAUGGAGAGAGAUCAAGGAGAAAGGAGUGAGGAGGGAAGUGAGGAUAGGGGUGAGGAGGGGAGUGAGGAGGGGAAUGAGGAGAGGAGUGAAGAGGGGAGUGAGGAGAGAAAUGAGGAGGGAAGUGAGGAGGGAAGUGAGGAGAGGAGCGUUGUGGGGAGCGAGGAGAGGAACGAGGGUGGGAGUGAGGGGAGGAGCGAAGAGGAGAGGAGUGAGAUGGAAGAGGUUUGGGACGGGAGGAGGGAUCAGGGUGAUGAGGCGAUGAUCGGGCAUAGUGAUGGGGAGGAGAAGGGAAUGCAGCAUAGUGACAGUGAGGAGGAGGGGAGAUGGGAGGAGGAGGGGAGUGAGAGAGGAAGCCAGCACAUGGAGGGUUCAGAGUAUGAGAGGGAUGGGGGGAGUGAGGAUGAAGAGUACGAGAGAAGCGAAGAGGAGAGGAGUGAGGACGAGGAAGAGGAAAGGAGUGAGGAGGAAGAUGAGAGGAGUGAGGAGGAGGAAGAGGAGGAAGAGGAGGAGGAGGAGGAAGAGCAGGAAGUACCGGUGGUGCUGGCUGCUGGUCCGUUUGUGAGAGCAGCAGUUGGAUCAGCGGUUGCAGCUGCAAGGGAGGAUGGGAGCAACAUAGAGGAAUCUAGAGAGGAAGGAGAGGAGGAGAGUGAGGUGGAGAGUGAGGAGGGAAUGGAUGAGGCGGAUGAGGAGGAGAGAGCUUUGAGCGUGGAGCAGGACAGUGAGGAGGAGAGUGAGGUUGAGGGAGAGGAAGGGGGAAGGCAGGAAGGUGGUAGGGAGAGUGAGGAUGAGAGGUAUGGGGAGAAUGAGGAGAGUGAGGAGGGGAGUGAGGGGGGACGUGAGGAGGAAUUUGAGGAGGGUGGAUCGGGAAGGAGAGAUGAAGAAGACAUGCGUGCAGAGGUGAUGGUAGGGGAGGAGGGAGGGGAUGGGGCGAGUGGGAGUGAGAGUGAGAAAGAGAAUGAGAGAGAGAGAGAGAGUGAGAGUGAGAGUGAGAGUGGGAGUGAGAAAGGGGAGGACGGCCAUGGAGGGGCGGUCAUGUACAGAGAAGCAGAGGGGGACCCGGAAGGAGACAUGUAUGGGGAUGGGAUGCAGGAGGAUGGGAUGCAGGAGGAUGGGUCAUCAGUGCACGAGAGUGACAGUGAGGAGGGGAGCAUGAGAGAGAGUGAAGAGAUGCGUGGGGCACGUGGGAUGGAAGGAAUGGAGGGGAUGGUUAGAAGUUUUGAUAGCGAUGGUGAAGGGGAUAUGUAUGGGGAUGGGGAGAGCGGUGAGCUGAUUGAUGGGCGGAAGGAUGGGGAGCAGGAGAUGUAUGGGGAUGGAGGGAAUGGGGAGGAUGGGCGCAGUGAUGGGGAGGAUGGGCGCAGUGAAGGGGAGGAUGGGCGCAGUGAAGGGGGUUUAUCAAGGGAAGAAGAUGAGGAUGAGGAGAGGGUCAUGCAUGGGGAUGAGGAAGAGGAAGAGGAUGUAGCAGGGGGAAGGUCCGCACACGAGAGUGAUGAUGAGGAAGGAGAGGUGGAGAGGAGUGGAGAGUGGGAGCGGAGUGGAGAGAUGGAGAGGAGUGGAGAGUGGGAGCGGAGUGGAGAGAUGGAGAGGAGUGGAGAGUGGGAGCGGAGUGGAGAGAUAGAGAGGAGUGGAGAGAUGAUGGGUGGAGUGGUGGGUGGUUCACACAUGGGGUUUGAUGCAGGUCCAUGGGAGCAUGCGGAAGCUGAGGAAGAAUCAGGGGAGGGGGAGUCAGAGGAGGAGGGGUCAGAAGAUGGAGGGUUGGAAGAGGGGGGGUUGGAAGAGGGGGGGUUGGAAGAGGGGGGAUCGGAAGAUAUGGGAUCAAGAGGAGAGAGUGUGGAUGGGGAAGAGGAUAUGUAUGGGGAUGGCACUACAGCAGGGCUUUUGGGAGAUGAAACGGGGUGUGCACAGCAUGGCAUCGACCAAUCAGGAGGUGACAUGGGCAUGGGCAUGGACAUGGGGGGUUCAGUAGACUCUGAGAGUGAUGGCUAUGAUGGGAUGGGUCAUUCAGGGGAAGUGCCUGAAGUCUCAGGUGAAAUUUCAGGUGGUUUGAUGGCCCAGGUGGGUCAGAUGCAGGAUGGGAGGCCUGGUCCCUAUUUAGUGUAUUCAGGUGAAAUGGCAGCAUCAGGAGAGGUUACACCUUUAGGGGAUGUUGGGUGGCAAUCAGGAGGAGAAGAAGCAGAGCGAGGGCUUGGGGAUGAUGGUCUUGAUUCGGGAGAUGACAUGGAUGCUUCAGAAGAUGAAACGAGGGAGUUUGAAGAUGGAACGAGAGAGAUUGAGGAUGGAACGGGCGAGUUUGGGGACGAAACGAGGGAGCUUGGGGAUGAAACGAGAGAGCUUGGGGAUGAAACGAUGGAACUAAAGGAUGAGACGAGGGAGUCUGAGGAUGAAACGAGGGAGUCUGAGGAUGAAUCGAGGGAGUUUGAGGAUGAAACGAGGGAGUUUGCGGAUGAAACGAGGGAGUUCGCGGAUGAAACGAGGGAGUUUGCGGAUGAAACGAGGGAGUUUGGGGAUGAAACGAGGGAGUUCGCGGAUGAAACGAGGGAGUUCGCGGAUGAAACGAGGGAGUUUGCGGAUGAAACGAGGGAGUCUGGGGAUGAAACGAGGGAGUCUGAAGAUGAAACGAGGGAGUCUGGGGAUGAAACAAGGGAGUUUGAAGAUGAAACGAGGGAGUCUGGGGAUGAAACAAGGGAGUUUGAAGAUGAUUCGGGGGAGUUUGGGGAUGAAACGAGGGAGAUUGAGGAUGAAACGCGAGAGCCUAAGGAUGAAACGAGGGAGUCUGAGGACGGAACGAGGGAGUUUGAGGAUGAAACGAGGGAGUUUGGAGAUGAACUGGGUGAGGCUGGCAACAUGCCAAUCACAAUGGAGCAGUCAGGCGAGGCAGUGGAGCUUUCUGGAGAUGAAACGAGUCAGUUAGGGGAUGAAACGGGUGACUACGAAGGGACUGGGGAGUACAGUGGAGAGCACAUGGAGAGGGGCGAAGGAGAGGAGGGGAGUGCGAGUGAGGGAGAGAGGAGUGAGGAGGAAAAUGAGGGAGAGGGAGAGAGGAGUGAGGGAGAGGGGAGUGAGGGAGAGGGUGAGGGAGAGGAGAGUGAGGGAGAGACUGAGGGAGAGAGGAGUGAGGAAGAGAUUGAGGGAGAGAGGAGUGAGGAGGAGAGAGAGUUAGAGAUUGAGAGAGAAAGGAGUGAGCAAGAAAAUGAGGGAGAGAGGAGUGAGGAGGAGUGUGAGGGAGAGACUGAAAGAGAGAGGAGUGUGGGAGAGAGUGAGAAAGAGAGGAGUGAGGGAGAGAGUGAGGAAGAGCGGAGUGAGGGAGAGAGGAGUGAGGAAGAGCGGAGUGAGGGAGAGAGGAGUGAGGAAGAGCGGAGUGAGGGAGAGAGGAGUGAAGGAGAGAGGAGUGAGGAAGAGAGUGAGGGAGAGAUGACUGAGGAGAGGCACUGGGCAGAAGAGAGCGGUGUUGUGGAUGGGGAAGAGGGUGGGUCGAGUGGGAGUGAGGGUGGUGUGGUAGCAGCUACGAUGGUAGAGGAAGACGAGGACGAGGAGGAGGAGGAGGAGGAGGAGGGAGAUGAAGAGGAGGAGAGUGGAGAGGAAGAGAUAGGAGGAGGGAGUGAGAUGGGAGAGGGUGAGAGUGUGGGAGGAUGGGUGGAGAGCGGUGAGGGACAUAGGGGUGGAGAGAGGGGACUGGAGGGUAGGUGGGGCAUGCAGAAUGGAAUGGAACUCGGUGGCAUGGGUAUGAGUGCGGAUGGCAUGGAUAUGGAUGCAGAUGACAUGCGUGUUGAUUCAAAUGACAUGGGUGUGCAUUCAGGUGGUGGUGUGGAUAUGAAGUUCGGUGUACUGGAUUCCAUUGGUAAGGACGCACUUGGAGGGACUAAGCCAAGCGUUGUAGGGAGUGAAGGGGGGGAGGCAUGGGAAGAGGAGGAGAGCAAUGCACUUGAGAGGGGAGAUGGCGUGGGGAGUGACGAGGAGAGUGAGAAAGAGAGUGAGGAAGAUGAGUGGGAGAAAGAGGAUGAGGGCCGAGGCUUGGAGAAUGGCACAGCUUUGCAGGGCGCCCGAGGCUCGGAACCGCAUGGAGGUUCGGAGGAUGGCUCGGACCGAGCCUCGGAUGUGGGAGAAGGAAAUGGAGUAGCAGGGUCUGACGAGGAUUAUGAUGACGUGGCAGAGGCUGAGAUUGUUGGUAGAAUGUCAGGUGAUCUGCCACGUGAGGUGUCAGGUGAGGCGUCAGGUGAAUUGUCAGGCGAUUUUGGACUUUCAGGUGAGAAUUGCGUUUCAGGAGGAGAGAAGGCCAUGCAGAGUCAUGCCAUGCAGAGUCAUGCCAUGGCAAACGUGGCUGGUAGUAGUACUGACAUGGAUAGCAGGGAUGCCGCCACCACCCUUGCCCCUGGGAACACAUUGUUCCAGUCUCAGCAGCAGUCCUUGCAUUCAGAGAGCGAGUCUGAGGGGUCUGCGGGAUUGGCAAUAGCUGCAGCAGCACCAGCGUUGGGGGCACAGGAAGCAGCAGCAGGAGGGCAGCAAUCAGUCGCAGCAGCAGCACCAGCAGCACCAGCAGCAGCAGUAGCAGCAGCAGCAGCAGCAGUAGCAACGGCAGCAGAACCCAAAGAAGCAGCCGCACCAUCACCACCAGAAGCAGCAGCAGCCGCAAACGUGGGAGGAGCAGCAGCAUUGGUGGCGAAGGCAGAGCCUUCGGUGCUAGAAGUAGCAGCAGAGGGGAAGAAUACGCAGCAACAGAUGCAGCAGCAGCAGCAGCAGCAGCAGCAGCAGCAGCAGCAGCAGCAGCAGCAGCAGGAGAGUGUGCAGAAGAAGGAGAGUGGGUGGGUGUCGUGGAUGGGAGGUGCAGUGGCAAGCCUGCUCACCCCACAUGUGCGGAAACCCUCUGUUGACGUCACUGCAAUGCAGGCUGCAGCGCCUCCUCAAGUAUUACCUGAGGUAACACCUGAGAAAACACCUGAUGUUACAGCACCUGCUGGUGUUACGGCACCUGAUGUCACGAAAGGUGGCCUUUCAGCAGUGCAAGAGCUACCUUGUAGUAAGGAUACAGGCACCUUUUUAACAGCUGGUAACGGUCCCUUGCCACUAGAACACGGCAUGGCUCCUGAGGCGAACCCACCUGCCCCUGCCGAACCUGCUGUUACCGAGCCUGUCACUGCCAAGCCUGCUUUUGCCGAACCUGUGCCUGCCGAGCCUCUGUUGUGGAAGUCUGCUGGAGAGGGAACAGAGGGGGCGGUACUGUUUCAGGUGGCUGGGAAAACACCUGCGUCAGGUGGUAUGGUGCAGUCAGGUGGGACUGGGACCCUGCCAGGUGAAUUCCCAGGAGGUUUACUCCAAGGGAAGAUGCCCAACGGGUAUGCUAGUAUGGCAGCAUCGGAAGGAAGUGUGGGAAGUGGAAGGAGCGAGGGAGCCGAGAGUGAGGAGGGUGAGGGGAAUGAAGGGGGUGAGGGGAGUGAAGGGGGUGGGGGGAGUAAAUUGGGUGUGGGGAGUGAAGGUUUGGAGCGUGGUUCCAGUGGUAUGAGUGAAGAGAGGACAGGCGAUAUGUAUGGUGCUGGAGAAGGUGAUGCGUCUGGUGGGGAGGAAGGGGAUAUGUAUGGUGAGGGUGGUGGAAGUGAUGCAUUCAAUGGGGAGGAAAGGGACAUGCAUGGUGGGGAGAAAAGUGAUAUGUAUGGUGAUGGUGAGAGUGAUAAUUCUGGUUGCGGGGAAGGGGAUAUGUAUGGUGGGGAGAGAAGCGAUAUGUAUGGUGAGGGUGAGAGUGGUAAUUCUGGUGGAGAGGAAGGGGAUAUGUAUGGUGGGGAGAGAAGCGAUAUGUAUGGUGAGGGUGAGAGUGAUAAUUCUGGUGGAGAGGAAGGGGAUAUGUAUGGUGGGGAGAGAAGCGAUAUGUAUGGUGAGGGUGAGAGUGAUAAUUCUGGUGGAGAGGAAGGGGAUAUGUAUGGUGGGGAGAAAAGUGAUAUGUAUGAUGAUGGUGAGAGUGAUAAUUCUGGUGGCGGGGAAGGGGAUAUGUAUGGUGGGGAGAGAAGUGAUAUGUAUGGAGAGGUUGAAAAUGAUAUGUCUAACAGGGAGAAAGGUGAUGUGGAUGGUGAGGGUGAAAGUGAUGCUUCUGGUGGGGAGGAAGGGGAUAUGUACGGUGAGGAGAGAACAGAGGAGUUAAGUGGGGUGCAACGAUCACAUGAAGGAUGGAGAGAAGAAUCCGAAGAGAGAAGGUCCGACGAAGAGGGGAGAUCAGAAGACGAGAGGUCAGAAGAAGGGGAGUCAGAGGAGAGGGAAGGAUUAGAAGAGGGGAGGUCAGAAGAGGGGGCAUCAGAAGAAGGGAGGUCAGAAGAGGGAGAGUCGGAAGGGGAGGAGAGAGAUGAGCGAGAUUCACAGGGCGAUGGGGAGGCGAGGACUGGGGCGGACAAGGAGGAGGAGGAGGAGGAGGAGGAGGAGGAGGAGGAGGAGGAGGAGGAGGAGGAGGAGGAGGAGGAGGAGGAGGGGACGGGAGGGAGCUUCGUGGGGAGGAAUGAGGAGGAGAGGAGCGAGGAGGAGGAGAGGAGUGGGGAGGAGGAAAGGAGUGAUGAGGAGGGGAGUGAGGAGGAGAGGCGUGAGGAGGAGAGAAGUGAGGAGGAAGAGAGGGAUGAGGAGGAGAGGAGUGAGGAGGAAAUGCAGAGGGGGGAGAGCAUGGGGAGUGAGAGUGCUGAUGGGGCAGAACAGGUAGGCGAGUGGGAGGGGGAGGGAAGGAGUGAACAGGGUGACGGCGGUGAUAUGUAUAGUGGUGCUAUCGUGGGGGAAGAGUCGGAGGAGGGGGAUAGGGAGACGGAGGAGGAAGAGGAGGAGGAUGAGGAGGAGGAGCAGGAGGAGCAGGAGGAGCAGGAGGAGCAGGAACAGGAGGAAGAGGAGGAGGAGGCACGUUAUGGCAACUCUUUCCCUCCACCCUCCCAUCCCUCCCACUCCUCCCAUGUCAGCAACGUGCCUCCCUUACCGCCCUCGCUCCCGCCUGCUCUAGCCGCCCGCCUCGAGUCUUUCUCCCCCUAUACCCGCGUGACCUCAUGGGAUUACCAGGGUGGGAAUGCGCAAGGCACGGCGCUUCGGAGCUUCAGCAACAGGGAUUUUGGCGUGGGAAGGAGAAACGGGGCGGAGCUUGGGAGGGAAGGAGCGGUGGUGGAGGGAGAGGAAGGGGGAGGAGGAAGGCAAGAUGGAGCUUGGAAGGAAGCAUGGAGGCCGUUUCAGGGUGUUUCGGUGCAAGCUGUGGGGUCACGGCUUGGCAAUCGAGGUGGUGCUGUUGCUGGGGAUGGCAUGGGUGGGGCAGGGGCGAGGGUGGUGGAGGAGGAGGUAGAGGGAAGGGAUGAGGAGCAGGGAAGACUGUGGGAGGAAGUUAAUGAGGAGGAGGAAGACGAAAAAGAGGAGGCAUUGGAGGAGGGUAGAUUGUGGGAGGAAGUGGAGGAGGAGGAGGAGGAGGACGACGACGACGAGAAAGAUGACGAGGCAGUAGAAGAGGGCAGAUUGUGGGAGGAAGCAGAGGAGGAGGAAGAGGAGUCAGAGGAGGAAGGGGAGGGAGGGUUAAGGGAGCAGGAGGGAUCCCGGCAAUUGCUAUGGAAUGACGGUGAAGCUAUAGAAGAGGGGAGUGAGGAGCGGGAGCAGAGCGAGGGGGAUGAGGCGAACGAGGAAGGUAGGGGAAUUGAGGGGAGUGAAGGGAGUGAGGGGAGAGAGGAACAGAGGUACGGCAUGGAGGAGUAUGGAGAGGGGUUGGAUGGGGAUGGAGGGUGGGACGGAGAGGGAGGUGGAGAAGGGAGGGGGAUGAGAGGGCAAUACGGAGGCAUGGAGGUGGGAAGUGAUAGUGAUGGGGCUGAGGAGAGUGGGAUGUUUGACGGGCAAUUGGAAAGGGUUGUGGAGGAGGGAAUGGGAGAGGGAGAGGGGGAGAGAGAGGAAGAAGAAGAGGGAUGGGUGGGAGAGGAAGGAGAUGGGAUGAGGGAGGUAAAGCAGGGGAAGGAAGGGAAGCUAUGGUCAGAUGAUGAGGAGGAAGAAGAGGAAGAAGAGGAAGAGGAGGAGGAGGAGGAGGAGGAGGAGGAGGAGGAGGAGGAGGAGGAGGAGGAGGAGGAGGAGGAGGAGGAGGAGGAGGAGGAGGAGGAGGAGGAGGAGGAGGAGGAGGAGGAGGAGGGAGGAGGUCCAGAAGGGCACAUGGUCACUCGUGAGGGCUUGAUGAUGGUUCGAGCUACGGCUUCGGGGCCUAGCGAAGCAACAGCAGCAGCAGCAGCAGCAGCAGCAGCAGAAGCGGCGGCGGCGGCGGCAGGAGGUGCUUAUAACGCGGAUGGGGCCUACGGGAGUGGUGGUGAUGGUGCGUCCUUGCAGCAGCAGCAGCAGCAGCAACAGUUGCCUCAGGAGAAGUUCCUAGACAGUCAGGUCCCGUGGAAACCUCAGUCUACAUCAGAAGAGACUGAGAGUGAGAGCGGGGUGAUGGACGCAUUUCCAGUCACUGCUGCUGCUGCUGCUGGUGGUGCUGCCGGUGCUGCCGGUGCUGCUGGUGCCAAUGCAGUCAAUUUCUCUGCUGGUACUGCUGCUGCUGCUACUGCUGUUGAGGAGUCUACUGAAGACGAGGCUGAGAGGAGGAGGAGAGAGCGGGAGCAGAAGCGGGAGCGGAAGGAGCGGCGGGAGCGGAGGGAGCGGCGAAGGCAGUCGACUCUGUCGGCUUUAAGUGGGCAUGAGAGUGAUGCUUCGGCGAUGGAGUGGCGGCAGGAGGAGGAGGAGCAUAGAGAGAAAGGGCAGCCUGGAGUUUUGGUGUUAGGGCAGCAGGUGGUGUUGCUAAGGGGAACAGGAGAAGGAGAGGAUGCGUUUACUUCUGAUGCAGGGAAUGAGGAGAUGGGGGGACUGGUUGGGCAGGGUGUGGGGAGGGUGAGUGGGAUUGGGUUGGCUGCUGUGGCUGCUGGGGAGAGGUGGAGUGGUGGAGAAGAUUUGGGUGGUGGUGUGGGGCAGAGAGAGCAGAGCUGGUCCGCCUGGAGGGGGGAUGAGGGGGAGGAUGACGAGGGGGAGGAGGAAGGCUUUCGGGGGUUCAAUGGAGUAGGUGAUGGGAGCGUUGGGGAGGGGGGAGAGGUAUUGCAGGGACGUGGGGAGUGGGGGGAGGAUAGAGUAGGAAGAGGAGUGAGGAAUGAGUCUGAUGCAGGGGAGGAGGAUUGGGGGAGCGGACAGGAGGGGGGGGGUGGAGUGGCAAUGGCAGGAGCAGCGGCAGCGGCAGCGGCAGCGGCAGCGGCAGCGGCAGCAGCAUCACAGCAGCAUGGAGCAGGAUAUACGGGCCAAGGAGCGCGUUACAUGAGUCAGGAGCAGAGAGAGGAGGAGGAGUAUGGGGGAGGAGAAUACCUAAAUGAGCAUGCAUAUGGCAGUGAGGAGGAGGAGGAGGAGGAGGAGGAGGAGGAGGGGGAGAGAGAGGAGAAUUCGAGGAAUUCUAGUGGUGUUGCUAGGGAGAGGGAGAGGGAGGGAGAGGGAGAGUAUGUGGAGGAAGAGGAGGAGGAGGAGGAGGAAGAGGAGGAAGAAGAGGAAGAAGAGGAAGCUAUGGCGAUGCCCAGUAUGGACCUUGACGGCCUUCCGUCUGUGCAUGGCCGAGAGGAGGACGAGGAAGAAGAGGAGGAGGAGGAGGAAGAGCAGGAGGAGGAUGAAGAGGGGCGUAGUACUGAGGGGAGUGAGGAGAACGAGGAGGAUCCGUUUCACAAGCAUCAUUCCCAAUACCAGCAGUAUCAGCAGCAGGAGCAGCAGCAGCAGCAGUACCAGGCACAGCAGCAGCAGCAGCAGCAGCAGCAGCACCCAAUGUAUCAUGGCAAGCGGCCGUCAAUGGUCCCCACCAAUGCUGCUAUGGCAGGCAGUGAUGACAGCGAAGAGCAGAGCGGUGAGGAAAGAGAUGAGCAGUACAAGGCACAGCAACAGCAGUACCAGGCUCAGCAGCAGCAGCAGCAGCAGCAGCAGCAGCACCCAAUGUAUCACGGCAAGCGCCCGUCAAUGGUCCCCACCAAUGCUGCUAUGGCAGGCAGUGAUGACAGCGAAGAGCAGAGCGGGGAGCAGAGCGAAGAGCAUAGGGAUGGGCAUUACGAGGAGCAUUAUGAUGAGGAGAGGGAUGAGCAGAGCGGGGAGCAAUAUGAUGAGCAGAGCAGUGAACGGUAUAAUGAGCAUAGGGAUGAGCGCAAUGGGAGUAGCCAAGACGAAGAGGGUCAACAAGACAGAGAGGACGUUAGUGGGGAUGAGGAGGAGGAGGAGGAGGAGGAGGAGGAAGAAGAGGAGGAGGAAGAAGAGGAGGAGAACAGUCCCGCCUUCCCAGACACACCCAUGUCUCUAGACUCGUCCUCGAUCGCCCUCGCCUUACCGGCCAGUAACGGCAUCUUCAGCAACAGCAAUGGCAACAGCAACGGCAACAGACCGGGGCCUCCUUAUCUAGCUCCCCUCCGCACCCACAACAGCGAUAGCAGCGAGGAAUCUCUAGACCUUGCUGCUGCUGCCGCUGCUGCUGCUGCUGCUGCUGCUGCUGCUGCUGCUGCUGUGGGUGGUGCUGGUGGUGGUGUUACGGCAGUAUCUGUGUUUCCUGGUGGCAAACCGCCGUCGCGCCAAGCGUCCAUGGUGGCAUCUCAGCCCAUCUCCAGACAGGUGUCCAAUCAGGGGCCGCCACGUCAGCUGGGCAAUGCUGCUGGUGCUGGUGGUGGUGGGUGGGGGGGGGUGAACGGUCAUGGAGCGAUGGGGAGAGGCGAGGAGAGUGAGGAGGAGAGUGAGGAUGUAGUGAGUGCUGCAACAUCGUCCGAUGGUGAGGUGGUGACUGCAGCGCCUAUGGCAACAAUGGAAUUAGUGGAAGGAGAAGAGGAGGACGAGGAGGAAGAAGAGGAGGAAGAGGAGGAGGACGAGGAGGAGGAUGCUAGUGGCUCUGAUAUGGAUUCGCUGCACGAUUCAGUGAGGGGAGGAGGGCGUGGAGGUAUGAUGAAAGGAAUGGCGCUUCAUCCUAGUUCUAAAGUGGCUGUACAGCCAAUCAGAGAGGCGCAGUGGGAAGAGGAGGAGGAGGAAGAGGAAGAAGAGGAGGAGGAAGAAGAUGAAGAGGAGGAGAGGGGACACAGAAGAGGCAGAGGCAGUAGGGCGGCGAAUCAUGGGGGGAGUGUGGAGAGUGGGGAGGAGGGCUCAAGUGAUGCAGAGCUAGCACCUGUUGCUUCUCUGGUGGAGGGUGGGAAGGGGAGCGGAAGGGGGAGUGGGAGGGGGAGCGGAAGGGAGAGCGGACGGGGGAGUGGAAGGGAGAGCGGGAGCAGGAAUGGGAGCAGGAGCGGGAGCAGAAACGCGAGUGAGCAUCCUGCUGGGUUUAGAGACGGAUGGGGAGGGGAUUCUCUUGACGGAAGCAUGGAAGGGGACGAAGAGGAGGAGGAGGAUGAGGAGGAGAGUGAUGACGAUGAUGAUCUGGCAAGGAGUGGGUAUGAACCACCCUUGGCAAUGCCGGUGGCAGCAGCAGGAAGAGGGGGAGCGGGUCACAAGAACAGCAGGGGUAAUCGCUGGGCUGGGGGUGGUGGUGGCGGCGAGAGCAGCAGGGACGGCGACAGCAGUACAGCAGGCGGGGACUUCAUGAGUGAAGCUGAUUCAGAGUUUGGCGUCCCGAUCGCCAUGCCACUGGAUGCUGAGGAAAAGAGGAGGAUUAUUCGAGCAGCUUUGCCUGUACAUAGUGAGGAUGAUAGCGGUAGCGGGGAGGAGCAUGGGAGGCGGCACCGGAGGAGGGGUGGUGGUGGUGGUGAUGAGGAGGAGGAUAGUGAGGAGCAUGAUUACACUGAGAGUGGGGACGAGGGGAUUGCGACUGGGGAAUUCACGAGCGAAUUUGCUCCUCCCAUUGCCAUGCCUCUUAUCCACGGCACGGCUGUUGCUGUAGAUGAUGAUGAUGAUGAUGACAGUAAUUUCAGCAGCCAAGAACUAGAUGAGGACGAAGAGGAGGAAGAGGAGGAGGACGAGGGAGGAGGAGGAGGAGAAGGGGGAGGAGGACGGAGAGGUGGUGGGAAAGGGAGGAGGAAGAACCGGAGCAGGGGCAGCAGCCGGCGCAACCAGGACUCUUUCAGCGAUGCGAACAGCGAGCUCGGCGCACCGAUCGCCAUGCCCGUUGCCUCGGAGGACUACGAGAGCAGUCAAGGAGACUGGGACCAGGGCGAGUUUUCCCGGAGACCCAGCCAGAACAGCAGCGGCCCGCUUGCUGCACACCCGUCCUCCUCCUCCUCCCGCAUUCCCGUCGGCGGCAGCAGCAGGAAAACCGCCGGGUUGCCUCCCGCCGUGCCCCGACCGAAGGGCGCGGCAGGAGGAGGAGGAGGAGGAGGAGGAGGAGCGAGCGGAGCGGGGGAUGGGCUGCGAGCACAGAAAGCCAUGGUGGAUGCUCAGAACCCGUUCAGGGGAGGAGGAGGGCCUCCUUCUGUGGCUUCUUCUCAGGAUUACACGGUGGUGCAUGGGACUGGGAGGCGGGCGGUUGUGCCGCUGAGAGGGGCGGCAGGGUCCGGGAGGAGUGGUGGUGGGAGACUGUCGGAGGAUGAAGGGUCGAUGCAUGGAGGGAUGCAGUCGGCACGGCACACUGGUCCGGUUAGAACCUCAAGCCUGCAAUCCGACGGCUCUCCUUUGCUCAACCACACCAACACGCAGCGAUCCAACCAUUCGUCUGGGCGGGGGGGCACACGAGCAGACACAAUCGACAGGGAGGGGAAGAGCAGGAGAAGUGGGAGGGCCAGCAGUGGAGGCAGCUGGGUAGAGCAGAAACGCGGGGGAAGCGGAAGAGGAACCAAGAAGGAGGAGGAGGGGCAGGAGGAGGAGGAGGAUGUGUCAGGGAAGGAUCUGGAAGAACCAAAUGAGAAGCUCUGGGAGGAGGACGGCGCGGGGCUGCGGCGGAUUGAGAUGGAUGAGUCGAAGCGGCUCCGGAGUGCUCAGCGUGUGUUCAACCGAUCAACUAUUCUGCUACGAAGGCCAGACCAAGCCAGAGAGGGCCAUGAGCAUUGA
Closterium sp. Naga37s-1 is the source of this 19965-nucleotide messenger RNA. NCBI's taxonomy places the organism in Eukaryota, Viridiplantae, Streptophyta, Zygnematophyceae, Desmidiales, Closteriaceae. The record is from the annotation of a GenBank genome assembly.